AACUUCUUUCCAAUGAGGGGGUUGGGGGUUGCACUUGCCCGGGCUCAGAUGCAUACACUGCUGCCGCGGUUUGUAGAAGGGGGCCAUUAUUUUAUGCAUUCCCUUCGUAGCGCAGUCAAGUGGAAAAAAAUAUUCCUCAACGUUUUAAGCAGUUGAAAUGGGAAGGGACGCAUACGCGUUAUUAUCUUGGAUAAGAGAAAACGUAGCAUGCUAUUCGAAGGAAACCCGUGAAGUAACAUGGAUUAGUCGUAUCAUCAUUUUUUAGAAUAGUUUGAGAAAUUUUGCUAAAUAUCCGCUCUUCAUCGAAUCUUUGGAAAUACCCGAGCAGGGACGUCAACAACGGAGCAGUGGUGUAGUAGUUUCUCUGAAGUUUCAUUGAAAGAGUGGCUGGGGCUAAGCGACGUGGACCAGCGCCUCUAUGUGUUGGAGCAGCUGGAGGAACUGGUGACGCUACAGGACCAGGAGGAGACCCCCACCGGACCCCCUGGAGACACCCAUCUCGAUACCUGCCCCCCCCCCAACAGCGGCAGCACCAUGAGCAGCAGAGCCUAGUCAGAGCGGUGCCGGAGGAGCGCGGUGAGAGCAGCCACACAGUUGGUCUGAAGAGUGGGAGUCAGAAAGGAGAAGAUUUGGGGGAAGAGUGGCAGGAAAUAGCAGUCGAAAUGUUUCGGAAAAAAGCUUCAUCCUCCUUGAGAAUGAGAAGAAUAUCAGAAAGCAAUAGAUGGAACAUUGAUCGCGGGCGCAGCUCAUCUUUCCAUGAGGUGCGUGGUCUUCGGGAAACUGAAAUGAGGCCGGUGGCCGACGAAACGUCCAGCAGCGGCAGCAACAACACCGUCCUGCAGCGACUCCUACAGGAGCAGAUGCGCUAUGGUGAGGGACGCAACUACCAGCUGGCCAUGCAGCAACAGCAGCAACAUCAACAACAACAGCAGCAGCAGCAGAGGCAGCAGCAGGAGGGUGGGGGCUACCCGGGCCAUGGAGGGCCCAAUGAUGAACGGCACGACUCUAUGGUGCCCCACAUCGCCCGGCAGGAGCCUCAGGGACAGGAGCUGCAGGCAGACAGUGGCGUGGAGAAGCUGGGCUCCCGCGGCGGGGGUAGUAGUGGAGGAGGAGGAAUGAGUGGUGGUGGGGGAGGGAGCAGCCAGGGUCCCAACCCUGAGGACUUACCCACCUACGAGGAGGCCAAGGUGCAGUCGCAGUAUUUCCGGGGCCACCCGCACCACCAGCAACAUCAACAUCAACAACACCAACAUCAACAACAGUUGCCUCCGUCAGUGGGCGCUGCGUUUUACGUGACAGCUGCAACCAACAACGGCAAGGUGCGUACGGAGGGGCGUCCAACGGUGCAGCGGCUGAGCACCGGGGGCAAAGUGCAUCAGGACGACGGACUCAAGGACCUGAAGCAGGGUCACGUACGUUCCCUCUCCGAGCGCCUCAUGCAGCUCUCGUUGGCCACCAGCGGGGUGAAGGCCCACGCCCCCAUCACCAGUGCCCCCCUUUCCCCCCAGCUUCCCCCUCCAGGUCCCCCGGGGGAUUACUACAAGCCCUCAGGCCAGCAUCGGGGCCCCCCACCUGACUACCCCUUCAAGAACAUGGGCUCCCCUUCCAAACAGCAGCCGCAGCAUCAGGAGCAAGGAGGGCACUAUUACCAGGAGCAUCGGCCCAGGGACCAGGGCAGGAACGAGGUGCCACAUGUCCGCUACCAGCCUCCACCAGAGUACGGCUCCUUCAGAUCCAAUAAGGAGAGCUCGGUCCACUCCCAGAGAUCUGUCCAUCACCACAGCCCCACCUCCUCUGUCACCUCUGUGGGCUCUCUGUCCCGAGCCCAGUCCUCCACCCUCAAUAGUCUGCUCAGUGCCUCUCACCCAUCCCACACACCCCCCCACCCCCAAGGGGAUCCCUACGCCUCCAUGGGCCCCCGCAGCCCCCAGGGCCCUGGAUCACACCAGGGAGACCUGUACUGCCCUGGGGCCAUUCACCCUCCACUUCAGAGGGGCCACGGCUUCCCACACGACCCAUACGGCUCCACCUCCAGGAUGCACCACCAGCAGCAGCAGCACCACCAAUUUCAACAACAGCAACAGCAACAACAACAGCAGCAGCAACAACAACAGCAGCAGCAACAACAACUCCAGCACCAACAGUACCACUCCCAGUCAUCCCAGGGCCACCCUCCCCAACACUACCCUCACCCCCAGGGGGACCCCUUCACCAUGUUGGCACGCGCCCAGCAGAUGGUGGACAUGCUGUCAGAAGAGAACAGGCUGCUCAAGCAGGAGAUGGUGGUGUGCUCUGAUAAGGUCAACAAGCUGCAGAAGUUGGAGACAGAGAUCACGUUGGUUUCGGAGGCCUACGAAAACCUGGCCAAGUCAUCCACUAAAAGGGAGGCUCUGGAGAAAACCAUGAGGAACAAGCUGGAGCUGGAGGUGCGCAGGCUGCACGACUUCAACAGGGACCUCAGAGAGCGCAUGGAAACUGCCAACAAACAGCUAGCUGCUAAGGAGUGUGAGGGAUCGGAAGACAACCGCAAGACCAUCUCUCAGCUACUCACCCAGAACAAAGAGACGGUGCGUGAGAAGGAGAAGCUGGAGAUAGAGCUGAACGCCCUGCGCUCCACCACGGACGACCAGAGACGACACAUUGAGAUUAGAGACCAGGCUCUCAACAAUGCCCAGGCCAAAGUAGUCAAACUAGAGGAGGAGCUGAAGAAGAAGCAGGUGUAUGUGGAGAAGGUGGAGCGCAUGCAGCAGGCCCUGGCCCAGCUCCAGGCUGCCUGUGAGAAGAGAGAGCAGCUGGAGCACCGCUUACGCACGCGGCUGGAGAGGGAGCUGGAGUCACUGCGCAUGCAGCAGAGACAAGGUGGCUCCCAGAGCAGCAGCAGGGGUCAGGAGUACAGUGCCUCGGCCCUGAUGGAGCACCUGAGGGAGAAAGAGGAGCGAAUCCUGGCUCUGGAGGCAGACAUGACCAAAUGGGAGCAGAAAUACCUGGAGGAGAGCGUUAUGAGGCAGUUUGCCCUGGACGCCGCCGCCUCUGUCGCCACCCAGAGGGACACAUUGUCGUCGGUGAUAAGCCACUCCCCCAGCAGCAGCUAUGAGCAGCAGCUGUCAGUGGAGGCUCGUAUCCAGAAGGAGGAGGAGGAAAUCCUCAUGGCCAACCGCCGCUGUCUAGACAUGGAAAGCAGGAUCAAGAACCUGCACGCCCAGAUCAUAGAGAAGGAUGCCAUGAUCAAGGUGCUCCAUCAGCGUUCCAGGAAGGAUCCCAACAAGGACCGGGACGCCCAGUCCAUCAUGCGUCCCUCCAAGUCCCUGAUGUCCAUCGCCAACACGGGGGGCUCGGGCCUGCUCUCCCACAGCCUUGGCCUCAGCAGCUCACCCAUCACAGAGGAGCGCAAGGACAGCAGCUGGAAGGGCAGCCUGGGAAUUCUGUUGGGUCCAGAGUACCGUACUGACUCUCUGAAGACAGAGUCCAUCUCGUCAUCUCCCUCUCCGGUCCUGCCCCUGACAGGGGGUCACUCUAAGACAGGCAGCAGGGACAGCUGCACUCAGACAGACAAGGGCCAGAGCCAGGGUCAGGAGGCUAGCAGCAAGCCCAGCACCCCAGCCAUGCAGAGCAUGACCCUGCCAAGCCGACUCUCCAGCCCCAGCCCUGUUUACAUACCAGACCGCAUCGCAGAUGUGCCUGUGUUCCAUAGCAGUACCCUGGAAAGGCGCGCCCCUGUGCAGUCCCACCCCCAGACCCCAUCAGCCUCCCAACAGGAGUUGGACAACGACAUGGUGGAGGUCCUCAUCUGAAACUCAACCCCUGACCCCUGAACCGUGGCCUCUAUAGGUCACAGGACAGGACGGGAGGACAAGUGUGUUUGUGCACUAUCGACACACUCACACACAAACACCUUCAUACACACACUUUCAAAAUAGGUGAAGGAUUACUUUUUUUUUCAUAAAAAAAAAUAUAUGUUUGGUGUUUAAAUAGAUGUCUGGUGUUUAACUAGGGUGUGUUAAAAUGCACUAUUUUUCUAGAUGUGUUUUUAAUGAACAAUACCGUGUUUUAAUUAAUACCACGUACAGUUUGAGUCAGGAGGUUUUAGUGUCAUCAGAAUGAUCAAUUAACUCUCUUGUACAGUGUUGCUGGAGGCUAUUGGUUAACAAGCCCCCUUGGACCAAAUUUCUUGGCUACCAUUCAUUGCAUUUAUUGCACUACUUAUUUUUCUGAGUGUGUUUCAAAACGUUGUUUUUUAACAUUUAGUCUGACUUAGGUAUUCUUAUUUAUGUGUGGUAGUACAUUAUUCACCAAUGUUAGAUGUGGCACUUGGGUAAUCAAAGAUAUAUUGUAAACUACAAAACGUUAUUUUAACCUGUAAAUACUGUAUUUAGAUACUGUGUGUAUGGCAUGUGUAUCAUUUAACUGAACCCGAAUGGAAUAGGUUUUUAGAAGCCAUUCGGUUACAUGGCACUGCCAGCCAAGGACCACAAUGCACUGUUUAAAGUAUUGGGGGCCCAGCCUCACAUGUCACAGUGGAGAACAUAGGGGAGCGAGAAUCACACCUUUCUACUGUGGUCCAAUGUGCUGCAUGUGUGACCCCACUGGAUGGGUUCAGUCUCUUUGAAGUACAGUAGAAGAGGUUUGGUGUUCACCAAUGUGCCUAUGCUUCAGUUAUAAGGUUCUCCACCAUACCUGUUAAGUGUAAUUCAUUCCAGUCUGGCUGGGUUUGGUUAGGUUCUUCCGCCCAAACUUGCUUCAAAUUAUUUUAGGCCUAAAAUAGUCAGUUGGGAUUUGAACUUCUAGUUUAUGCAACGAACAGACAUUCUGGUAAUUACCUGUCCUUCUAAUUUACAAUCUUGAUUGGCAUUGUUUAUAUACAGUGCAUUUGAAAGUAUUCAGUAUUCAAAAAAAUGUACGUUACAGCCUUAUUCUAAAAUGGAUUAAAUUGUUUUUUUUCCCCUCACCAAUUUACACAAUACUGCUUAAUGACAAAGUAAAAACAGGUUUUUAGAGAUUUUCGCAAAAAUAUACAUUAUAUUACAGUAUUCAGACCAUUUACUCAGUACUUUGUUGAAGCACCUUUGGCAGCGAUUACAGCCUCGAGUUGUCUUGGGUAUGACGCUACAAGCUUGGCACACCUAUAUUUGAGGAGUUUCUCCCAUUCUUCUCUGCAGAUCCUCUCAAGCUCUGUCAGGUUGGAUGGGGAGCGUCGCUGCACAGCUAUUUUCAGGUCUCUCUGAUCGGGUUCAAGUCCGGGCUCUGGCUGGGCCACUCAAGGACAUUCAGAGACUUGUCCCGAAGCCACUCCUGCAUUGUCUUGGCUGUGUGCUUAGGGUCGUUGUUCUGCUGAAAGGUAAACCUUCGCCCCAGUCUUAGGUCCUGAGAGCUCUGGAGCAGGUUUUCAUUAAGGAUCUCUCUGUACUUUGAUCCGAUCCUGACUAGUCUCACAGUCCCUGCCGCUGAAAAACUUCCCCACAGCAUGAUGCUGCCACCACCAUGCUUCACCGUAGGGAUGGUGCCAGGUUUCCUCCAGACGUGACGCUUGGCAUUCAGGCCAAAGAGUUCGAUCUUGGUUUCAUCAGACCAGAGAAUCUUGUUUCUCAUAGUCUGAGAGUCCUUUAGGUGCCUUUUGGCAAAAUUCAAGCAGGCUGUCAUGUGCCUUUUACUGAAGAGUGGCUUCCGUCUGGCCACGCUACCGUAAAGGCCUGAAUGGUAGUGCUGCAGAGAUGGUUGUCCUUUUGGAAGGUUCUCCCAUCUCCAUUGAGGAACUCUAGAGCUCUGUCAGAGUGAUCAUCGGUUUCUUGGUCCCCUCCCUGACCAAGUCCCUUGUCCCCCGAUAGCUCAGUUUGGCCUGGCGGCCAGCUCUAGGAAGAGUCUUGGUGGUUCCAAACUUCUUCCAUUUCAGAAUGAUGGAGGCCACUGUGUUCUUGGGGAUGCUGCAUGAAUGUUUUGGUACCCUUCCCCAGAUCUGUUUCUCGACACAAUCCUGUCUCGACGCUCUAACGACAAUUCCUUCGACCUCAUGGCUUGGUUUUUGCUCAGACAUGCACUGUCAACUGUGGGACCUUAUAUAGACAGGUGUGUGCCUUUCCAAAUCAUGUCCAAUCAAUUGAAUUUAUCCCAGGUGGACUCCAAUCAAGUUGUAGAAACAUCUGAAGGAUGAUCAAUGGAAACAGGAUGCAUCUGAGCUCAAUUUAAAGUCUCAUAGCAAAGGGACUGAAUGCUUAUGUAAAUAAGGUAUUUGUUUUUUAGGUUUAUUAGAUUUGCAAAAAUUGAUAAUAACCUGUUUUUGCUUUGUCAUAAUGUAUGUGUAUAUUGAUGAGGGAAAAGUUUUAUUUAAUCAGUUUUAGAAUAAGGCAGUAACCUAACAAAAUGUGGAAAAGGGGAAGGGAUCUGACUACUUUCCGAAUGCACUGUAUAUGACAUUAUAUGGCUGUGUUUAAAAGCAGACCAAUUCUGAUCUUUUUCCAUUAAUUGGUCUUUUGGCCAAUCAGAUCAGCUCUUUUGCCAAUAAAUGGGCAAAAGAUCAGAAUUGGUCUGGCUGUGUGCAGCCUAUGUGGUGAUAAAAUAGUGUUAGCAGUUGAAGUCCAAGACAGUUUCAUAACUGCACGUCCCUUGCUUUUGACCAAAGGUAACAGAAUGAGUUUAUCUAUAGCUCGUUUUACAGACAACGAUCAUAUAAUAUAUCACGUCAGCAACUUUUUAACAGUGACUUUGAAAUAUUCACCCACAUCACAAUCUAGGUAGCAGUUGUGAACAUUUCCAAUCCAAAGCCAAAAAUAUGGGACCAAAUAAACACUCCACCAGCUGGUCACCUGGCUUGAACCCAUUAUUGUCUGUAGUUUCAAAAGUUUACAAGGUUUACAUUUUUUUUUUAAAAGGAAAAAAAAGGUCAACAAUGUGUCAACAAAUUGAACUUCCCCUGCUCAAACAAACUGUCCCCUCAUAUCUACAUUUCUUCAACCUGGCUGAUGCUAGUAGGCCAGUGUUUAAGAGAACUAUGUCAGUGUUGUAACUGAAUGAAAAGCACACAGUUUUUGAAAAUGUAAUAUUUGCAGCACAGGGGGGCAUUUUCUCCCUGUCUAGUGUCAAGUUGGCUGUCCAGGAUAGACAAUGCACCCUGGGAGUGGGGACUGAGGUUGAAUGCUCUAUUAUGUUACACUUCAGCUGAGGCUCAGGCCAGACUACCGCAUUUGGGGCACUGACCUCCGGGCAUUUAUAACGCUAUUCUACACAUUUGUCAUGAGGCUAAUACAUUUUUUUGCCGUUUUAAA
Molecule: messenger RNA, 7256 nt
Organism: Oncorhynchus kisutch (coho salmon)
Lineage: Eukaryota; Metazoa; Chordata; Actinopteri; Salmoniformes; Salmonidae
Product: angiomotin
Exons: 14
Coding region: 663-3791 (1042 amino acids)
Biological process (GO): regulation of cell migration; angiogenesis; hippo signaling
Cellular component (GO): bicellular tight junction; lamellipodium; plasma membrane
Molecular function (GO): signaling receptor activity
Source: RefSeq, a predicted model, not a curated record